AUGCAGGCCCCCUGCCAGCCUGGGCCUGAGCCCUUGGCUUGGACGCUUGCCAUCCGGCCAGUGCACAACCGUCUCCUGGAUGUGUGGACCGCAUGGCGCGAGGCUGAGGGGGCCGCUGGGAAACUGCCUCCCGCGCCAGCCUCUGAUCAGCUCAUCAGUGAGACCCCUGCUGCUCCAGUUAGCCCCAAUGCCUCCCUGAGCCUCGGAGACCUGAGGGUGCCUGUUUCCAUGCUGUUCUGGCUGUUCCUCACCUCAAGCCCGCUGGCUAUAGCCACACUUGCUCUGAGCUCCCUGCUGCUGGUAACCAUCCUGCAGAGCCAGAGACUUUGGCAAGAGCCCCACUACCUGCUGCUGGCUAACAUCCUGCUCUCAGAUCUGGCCUACCUUGUCUUCCACAUGAUCAUCUCCUCCAGCAACCUGGAUAGCUGGGCCCUGGACUACAUUGCUUGUGGUGUUCUCACAGAUGCCAUCUCCGCUUCCUCUACCAGCACCAUCCUGUCCUUCAUGGCCACCGUGCUGUACACCUACCUGGCAGCUGUUUAUCCUCUGCACUAUUUCUCCUUCAUGUCUUAUGAGGCAGCCCAGAAAGUGGUGGCCCUCAACUGGUUGGUAGCCUGCUUCUUCUCCACAUGUCUCAUUUGGCUUAGCAAGAGCCAGAAUGCUAGGUUAGAGCAAGAGGCCUCAUGCAUCCUCAUGGACGCUGAAACAGGCCAUGACCCCCGAGUCACUGUCACCGACACCUGAAUUUUAUGCAUUCUCUUUCUAUGCACAGUUCUCAUCAUCUACUUCUGGAGGAUAUAUGCAGAGACCAGGACUUCAGGCAUCUGGGUGCAGGGCUAUUCCCGGGCCAAGGGUACCAUGCUUAUCCACACAGUGCUAAUCAUGCUAUAUGUUAGCCCAGUUGUGGUGUUUUCCCUGGACAUCUUGCUAACCAAAUAACACCACACUGAUGUCAGAACUCAUAUGUGGAUCAUGGCAGCCAACAACAAGGUGCUCAUGAUGUUUCCUCAUGCCAUGCUCUCCUAUCUGUAUACACUGAGUUCCUGGCAGCUGCUGGGGACAGUCCAGGGCCACUUCUCAUCCAGGAGGCACAGAGACAUCUGCAGUAUUUCUUAG
This is a messenger RNA of Lontra canadensis (Northern American river otter), 1116 nucleotides long. It is a transcript of the gene GPR148, whose product is annotated as G protein-coupled receptor 148. Gene Ontology annotation, cellular component: membrane. Lineage: Eukaryota; Metazoa; Chordata; Mammalia; Carnivora; Mustelidae. The record is from RefSeq and is a predicted model, not a curated record. Gene Ontology annotation, biological process: G protein-coupled receptor signaling pathway. Gene Ontology annotation, molecular function: G protein-coupled receptor activity.